This is a messenger RNA of Scatophagus argus, 2240 nucleotides long. RefSeq names its product zinc finger and SCAN domain-containing protein 30-like. Lineage: Eukaryota; Metazoa; Chordata; Actinopteri; Scatophagidae. The transcript has 2 exons. Gene Ontology annotation, biological process: regulation of transcription by RNA polymerase II. The record is from RefSeq and is a predicted model, not a curated record. Gene Ontology annotation, molecular function: DNA-binding transcription factor activity, RNA polymerase II-specific; RNA polymerase II cis-regulatory region sequence-specific DNA binding. Bases 154 to 1047 code for a protein of 297 amino acids.
ACUGUCGGAACUUAGCAUCGUAACAUCCAGCGGAAGUAAACAAUACAAGCGGUGGGUGGUGUCUUUGACUGUGUUCAUGUGUUGAAUGAGCUGGGAUAGUGAGUCGUUGUCGUAGCUGCAAAGCUAAUUGUUGAAGUUUGUAAUUACACAACAAUGUCUUCAGUUGAGCGCCUGAGAGAGUUUGUCAAUGAGCGACUAACUGCUGCUGCUCAGGAAAUAUUCGGAGUUUUUAAAAGAGCAAUCGUCGAGUACGAGGAAGAGAUCAAUCGUCAGCGCAGACUGCUGGAUAUCAUUUGGAAACCUGAAAUAAAGUUACACAGAAUAGAGCUCUCAGGGCAACAUGAUCGUACCAAGGAGGAGGAGGUGGAGGAUUUUACUGACCAACAUCUCUAUCACCAGGAGAGGAAGUCCAGUCUGGACUUAAAAGACCCAGAGUCCCCACACAUUAAAGAGGAACAGGAGGAACUCAGUAUCAGUCAGGAGCGCGAGCAGCUUAUACCGAAGCAGGAGGCUGAUACCUUUAUGUUGACUCGUACUUAUGAGGGAAGAGAGGUCAGUGAACCACAACCAAAACGUGACCUCCAGCUCCUCUACAGCAGCUCACAUGUUGCUGCAAACAAAAAUCAGAAAGGAAACAAUUGUGGAAGACCCAUUCGAAACGUAGAGCAAAAACCGAAGAAAAGACAUUACAAAAGUGCAAGUCACAGUAAUGAUGUAUACAACUCCAACCUGUCAGAGAUUCACUGUAAUAAUCACAUGGGUAAGAAGUCUUUCAAAUGCGUAACUUGUGGAAAAGAUUUUAAGUACAAGUCCAAAUUCAUUGUACACCUGAGAGUCCACACAGGUGAGAAGCCCUAUUGUUGUGACGCAUGUGGGAAAAGGUUCUGUCAGACAUCAGGCCUGAAUGCCCAUAUAAGAAUCCACACGGGCGAGAAGCCUUAUUCUUGUGACACAUGUGGGAAAGAUUACCGGUUUGGUAGUGAGUUGAAAGCUCACAUGAGAAUGCACACAGACGACAAGAGUCCAAAAAGACAGCAACCACUCUAGAAACAGACUGUUCGAUCUCCUGCUGUCUGUGAAGUGAUACCGAAGUAUCUGCCGCAAUACAGCCAGACUACAAGACCGGCUGCUUUCCCCAGGCUGACUCCUCAAUUCAUCCUCUGCCCUUCACCACAAAAUAAUUUUAUUUUUACUAUUUAUUCAUGUAUAUUUAGAAUUUUGUUUAGUGAGUGACAUAAAGGGACUACAGCCAUCAUUUCCUUGAGCAAUCCUGUGUUUAGGGACGUAUGAAUAAAAUGCAGGAAGGUUUUCAGACUUAAUGGCGCCUUGAGAGGAGCUGACUCUGGCGGGAAGCUUAACUUUUGGUGCUUAGAGUAUAUAUUGAUGCAAGUACUUUUUCUUGUUAUGGUUUGGUUUUAACUGUAGUAUUGCCACUCUUAGCAAGUAAAAGAUCUGAGUGUUUUGACCACUGAACCGGACUACGGCUCCACCACACAGCAUUAAAUGAUACACAGUUUAACCUGGUGAAAAGUAUGUCAGAUGAGUGUCCUGAAUUUUAAAAUUACAGAGAAUGGAGAACACAUGCCAGAAGUAUAACAAAAAAGACCAAGCCUGGCUCAAAAACUGGACGGACAGGAAGGGUAUGGCACUGUGUGGGUAUUCUGGGAACAAAAGGAGACGAGGUACAGCAGUGAUUUCCAGCCAGCGGUACUUGGAAAGGCUGUAGAGAAGCUAAUUUGAAAAAAUGUCAGCUAUAACAAUUAAUUUAGGUGUUGUUGCAAGUAAGAGUGCAUGAAAACUAGUGAGAAAGCAAGCAGAGGAGAUUAAAUAGUUUAAAGUAAUGGAUAAACUAUUGAAGUUAGUCACUGUAAGUAGAUAAGUGGCUUCGGUCUAAGUUUUGCCACUUCACACAAUAGUGGGAAAGUACAAAAGUGGGACAAUAUAAGGAGGUGUGUGUCGUGUGUGUGUAAAUGAAGCCACCAAAAUAACUGAGUGACAACAUAAUCUCGCUUUGAGGCACAGACAUAUUCAGAUUAAUACUGGAUUCUCAUAUACAGCUGGUGCCACCUGGUGGCUGUAGAAAAGAACACACAGUGUCAAUUACCUGAGAACUUAAAACCAUUUUUUCUCAAUACGAGGAUGAAAAGUCAUCAGGAAAAUUGAACUGGUCCAGCAAAGCAGCCACUACUCAAUGAAUGUGAUUAUAUGCAGUGUUCACAGUGUUGUCCUUACGGUAAUAA